Messenger RNA from Pseudocercospora fijiensis CIRAD86, 1147 nucleotides. RefSeq lists its product as uncharacterized. Bases 796 to 1086 code for a protein of 96 amino acids. The transcript is spliced from 4 exons. The record is from RefSeq and is a predicted model, not a curated record. Lineage: Eukaryota; Fungi; Ascomycota; Dothideomycetes; Mycosphaerellales; Mycosphaerellaceae.
AUGAUUGAGGCUGUUGCUCGUAAGCUGAGUUGGGUACUAUCGGAGCAUAGAGCUUGUCGGCGUACAAGAUAUAUGAGGGGAUGGGACACGAUCUGGACUUACAGUGGUCUAAAAGGGUCCGGUCAGAGGCGGCCAGCAGUUGUUGGAAUGGGUAUGGUAGGUAAUGUGGAGGAACUGGACUCUGGAGCGCUUCAAGGUCUGGUACGGGCGUCGAGUGGGAUGUGAAAGAGUGUAGACGACGGUUGACCUAGAAGAUGGCCUGAAAGUUGGAUGGUGUCGAUGAGGUAGGUGCGUUGGCCAAGCGAAGGGAGGCUCCAACACGACGGUUGGCGGAAGUGCAGCCGAAGGGAUGGUGUGCCGUUAGCAGACGAUCAAGAAGAACAGUGCCGAGAUAGUGCAGGCGGUGGCUUGACUUGUCGGGUAGCAGGAGUGGGUCCUGUAGAGGGAGUGAUGAGACAGGUCGAUGCUUUUGAGGUGCGCAAAAGGAGGUUCGGCAGAGACUCAGAGAGAAGUGUUUCGCGGGCACUGCACGGUACGGGUACGGGUGGUUGAUUCCUCUGGAUCAGAGAUCAGAGAUUAUUGCUGACGUUGGCUUGUUGGGUUUGUCGGUUGAGAGUAGUCUCGAGAGUCGAGACACAUACACGCUGGGAGUCGAAUUCUGGAAGGGUGUACGCGCGCGUGUUUGUGUCGAGGCAGAUGACGAGGGGAUGCUGGCAAGACUCGAGGGUACGAGCUGGUGUUAAUUAGGCGGGAAUUAAGUGAGACACGACGCCAGGGCCGGGGCGAGGGUGAUGAAUGAAUGAUAUGAGCGCACGGGUGGUGCGGAUUCCAGAAGGUUGCGCACAGAUGGUGGUGGUGAAUCUGGUGAUGAUGGCGGCGCUGGCGCUGGCGAUGGCGGGAGAGGCGGCAGAUAUGCACGACGGUUCGCCUGGCAGAGAUGUCGCGGACUGCUGCUGCUGCUGCUGCUGCUGCUGGUGGCUCGCGAGGGCGAGAGUGCCAGCGCAGUGCAGGAAUCGAUGUGCGCCGGUUGCGAGGCACAACUCGCGUGGCCUCUCAGAGGUGGGCAGCCCCUGGAAAGUGCACUAAUGAAGCCAACGGUGGAUGUGGGAUUUGUCGAAGAGUCUGUUGGCUGCAGCGUGGCCAAUAA